UCCAAAUCAACACAACUGUACUCCGAUCUCCAACAGGACGCCACCCUCCAACAGUCAAUCGCUCUAUCCAUCUGUUUCCUUCCCCUUUUUUAACCUUUGAUCAUUGGGUUCUAGAAGCAUCCAUAAUUCGCUCUAAAAUCCUUCCAUGGCCACCGUCUCAGCUUAUCCAACCCCUAGCCCUAACCCUAAUUACCGUUCCCCGACAGACCAAACCGAGAACGACCCCGUCUCCGUCCCUCAAAUGGACCUUCACCCUUCUUCUGAACCCAACCCUGUCUACACUCCGAACUCCAAUCAUAAUUUCAACACCACAACCGACGUGGUUGCUCCUGCUGCGCUGCCGCCCUCUAUUUUCCGUAUCUCUUUCAACCAGGACCACGGUUGCUUCGCCGCCGGCAUUGACCAUGGCUUCCGUAUCUACAAUUGCGAUCCUUUCCGAGAAAUUUUUCGCCGAGAUUUCGACCGCGAGGGCGGUAUUGGAGUUGUAGAGAUGCUUUUUCGGUGCAAUAUAUUGGCUCUCGUUGGCGGUGGACCCGACCCGCAAUACCCGCCUAAUAAGGUUAUGAUCUGGGACGACCAUCAGAGCCGGUGCAUCGGGGAGCUUUCGUUCCGUUCUGAAGUGAGAUCGGUUCGGCUUCGGAGGGAUCGAAUCGUAGUAGUUUUGGAACAAAAGAUUUUCGUUUACAAUUUUACUGAUUUGAAGCUGUUGCACCAGAUUGAGACUAUCGCGAAUCCAAAGGGACUCUGCGCUGUGUCUCAGGGGGCCGGGUCAUUGGUUCUGGUUUGUCCUGGAUUGCAGAAGGGGCAAGUUAGGGUUGAGCAUUAUGCCUCGAAGAGGACUAAGUUUAUUAUGGCUCAUGACUCCAGAAUUGCGUGCUUUGUACUCUCGCAGGAUGGGCAGUUCCUUGCUACCGCUAGCACGAAAGGGACGCUGGUUCGAGUUUUUAAUACUGUUAAUGGUAGUUUGCUACAAGAGGUAAGGAGGGGUGCAGAUAGAGCUGAAAUUUAUAGUUUGGCGUUUUCUUCUAAUGCCCAAUGGCUAGCAGUUUCAAGUGACAAGGGCACAGUCCAUGUUUUCAGCCUUAAGAGUAAUGGUGGAUCUCCAGGUGUUGACAGGUCACCAAGGGCAUCUGAAGCUGUUACUUCACCACAUUCCUCUCUUUCUUUUAUCAAAGGUGUGUUACCCAAGUACUUUAGCUCGGAGUGGUCAGUGGCCCAGUUCCGCCUUGUUGAAGGUUCUCAGUACAUUGUUGCUUUUGGUCACCAAAAGAAUACAGUGGUAAUUCUUGGUAUGGAUGGAAGCUUCUACCGAUGCCAAUUUGACCCGGUGAAUGGUGGGGAAAUGACGCAGCUGGAAUAUCACAACUUUAUGAAACCAGAGGCAGCUUUUUGAUGUUUAUGUAUUCAGUUCUCUAUAUCUUGGGCAUCUAAGACUAAAUUUAUUGUAUCUUUAUCCCAUCAUGCAUUUUGUAAUUUGUAAAUAUUCGAAACUAUAGCUCUUUAAAGUUCUCCAUAACCCC
Molecule: messenger RNA, 1520 nt
Organism: Hibiscus syriacus
Lineage: Eukaryota; Viridiplantae; Streptophyta; Magnoliopsida; Malvales; Malvaceae
Product: autophagy-related protein 18a-like
Exons: 4
Coding region: 146-1393 (415 amino acids)
Biological process (GO): protein lipidation; protein localization to phagophore assembly site; autophagy of mitochondrion
Cellular component (GO): cytosol; extrinsic component of membrane; phagophore assembly site membrane
Molecular function (GO): phosphatidylinositol-3,5-bisphosphate binding; phosphatidylinositol-3-phosphate binding; protein binding
Source: RefSeq, a predicted model, not a curated record